AUAAAUAAAUAGGAGUGGAGGAAAAUUGAUUAAAACAUUCAAAUAUUAAAUUAGGAUGAGGGUUUGUGUGAUUAAUUUGAUCAGAAUAUGCUAGUUCUCAUAUCCAAACAGUGGGCAUUUCAUUAACAUCGAAGUUUCAACCACAGCUGAAAACAGACCCAUCGAACAAACGGGAUACUGUGAAGAGAGAAAUAGCAACCGCAACAAUGGGAGGAGGAAUGGAGGCAAACAAGAACAGGUUCAUAGAGGAAUGGGGCGCUGCCCGUGAGAAUCUGGAGUACAAUUUCAGAUGGACUCGCCGUAACUUGGCUAUAGUCGGCUUCUUCGGCAUCGCUAUCCCAGUCUUCAUUUACAAGGGCAUCGUCAGAGAAUUUCAUAUGCAAGAUGAAGAUGCCGGCAGGCCAUAUAGGAAAUUCCUGUGAGGUCUUUUCAAAAUUUCCUUUCAACUAUAAUUAUGAUGAAAUAAAACUGAGUGUUCCAUUUUCUGACUUUUGUGAACUGCUUUCAAUUGGAGUUGUAUUUUGUAUUCUGGUCCUUGCUUAGAAAGCUGAAUAUUGCAGGGUAUCAUAAGUUUCUGUUUGAUAAUACUUGCUUCAAUUUAUUGUCACUGGAUCUCCACUCUGUGUGACCAGUUGCAAUUUUAUUCUUCUGUUAAACUUUAAAUUGCACAACAGAAGCUGCACAAUGUGAUAGGUUCUUUGUUACUCCA
Mangifera indica (mango) is the source of this 709-nucleotide messenger RNA. RefSeq lists its product as uncharacterized. The record is from RefSeq and is a predicted model, not a curated record. Lineage: Eukaryota; Viridiplantae; Streptophyta; Magnoliopsida; Sapindales; Anacardiaceae. Bases 207 to 422 code for a protein of 71 amino acids. The transcript is spliced from 2 exons.